This is a messenger RNA of Ixodes scapularis (black-legged tick), 497 nucleotides long. Its product is annotated as toxin-like protein 14. The transcript is spliced from 3 exons. Bases 103 to 462 code for a protein of 119 amino acids. The record is from RefSeq and is a predicted model, not a curated record. NCBI's taxonomy places the organism in Eukaryota, Metazoa, Arthropoda, Arachnida, Ixodida, Ixodidae.
AGGUCGCCGUUUCGCAAGACGCGACUUGGCUCCACCGACUAUAAGAGCAUCGGUAAUGCGACACGCGAGGCUCAGACAAAAUACAGAACUCAGAACGUGAUCAUGAAGUUUUCUUCUCCUCUUUUCUUUGGGCUUGUGGCUGUAUUUACAGCCUGGAGUCUUGCGGACGCUUACGUUGCUCGCGCAAAAGCCGAAGAUCGUGACGGAAAAUGUUUUUUCAACAACGUCACAAUCGAACAUGGCACUGCGCACCUCAGUGAGAACCCGUGCGAAUCGUGGAGGUGCGAUGCUACCACUUUGGAUAUUACCAUAUUCGGGUGCGGAGUCGUUGGGGUCGGAGAAGGUUGCAGGUUGAUCCCGGGUCAUGGCGUCUACCCAGAGUGCUGCCCACAACUCACUUGCGAAGUGAAGGAAGACUCGCACCUACACAACAGUACUGCCGAAGAGUCGAGCGAUGACUAAUACCUGUAAUUACGAACAAUACAGCCGAUCCCCAA